GUCUGUCUUUACCAACAAAACAUUUGACAAGUCUUCAAUCUAAAAGUUUACUUCCACUAGCACGCAAUGGCAGCUUUUUCAAUUUCAUGCGCUCAAUGGAAUCGGCUAUAUUUUCUUCGCAUCUUAACUGUUACGUCUCUAUACAACGCACAUUAUAGGAGUUAUGAGAAUUUGCCUUCUAAAUUACUAAGAAUGGUGGAAACGUUGGAUAGAAUUGGAUGACAGAAUUGGCGCCUUAGAAAUUUGUUGAUAGUGGUUAUGGAUUGGAUUAAGAGAGACGUUUGGGCUGAAUUAUUUCCACAUCGUGCCAAAAAGUGCUGAAUGCUUCACGAGUGCUGAUACAACAAUGUUAUAAAUAGAUUUUGUGAUAACAUUCACAUUGAUGUUUCACUCAGAAUUUAUAGAUUUGUAUUUAUCCAGGCGGGAGGAAGCUUUGGGCCGGCAUUGUAACAGUUGUUUAUUUAAGGACAGAUGGAAUAAAGAUUAGAAGAUUUCAUUCUGCUGAUUUAUAUUCACAAGUGUUUGGUUCUGAAUUCUAGUACAGUACAAAUCCUUUAAAAAGUGAGUACCAGAAGGUCGCAUUGAUCGUUUGGAGUGAACAAAAGUUCACAGAUAUUGGGUUCUGAGUUCUGUUUUUUCUGGAAAAAAUAGUUUUUUUAACACCAAAUUGAUUCAAACCAUCUAUAACCAGAAUGGGUGCUAUGAGAAAUUCCCAAUCAGUAAAGAGUGUGACUCAUAUUAUAUCUGUUAAGUUGCUAGUAGUAAUAUAUAUUAUUGCUGUUUCUGCAAUAAUGAUCGAUGCAGCAAGGGGGUCUAGAAGGAGAAGAACUAAGACCUCUACAACUGAUGAGCUGGUGGUGAAUUUGACUCUGGUGGAGAGAGCAGCAGAUAUAGGAGCUUUUUGUCUGGAUGGUAGUUUGCCAGCCUACCGUUUGGACAGGGGGCAUGGUUCAGGAGCAAAUAAUUGGAUCCUACAAUUUGAGGGCGGAGGAUGGUGUAAUGACUCAGAAUCCUGCAUUGCUAGGAAAACAACCCACAGGGGUUCAUCCAAUUACAUGCCCAAAUAUGCUACGUUUUCGGGCAUUUUAAGCAACAAACAAUACGAAAAUCCGGAUUUCUUUAAUUGGAAUAGGGUGAAACUUAUGUAUUGUGAUGGUGCCUCUUUUGCUGGGGAUUUAUAUGAUGAGGUAUCAGGUCUUUAUUUUAGAGGGCAAAGAAUUUGGCAUGCCAUGAUUGCUGACCUCCUAUCCAAAGGAAUGGAACAUGCGGAACAGGCUCUUCUGUCUGGUUGUUCAGCUGGGGGUUUAGCAACAUUCUUGCAUUGUGAUGAUUUUCGGGCUCUUCUACCAAGAACUGCAACUGUGAAAUGUCACAGUGAUGCUGGAUUUUUUCUCGAUUCGAAAGACAUAUCUGGAACCCAGCACAUAAGGUCUUUCUACAAUGCCACUGCUAAUUUACAGGGAGUAGAGAAGAACUUACCUCAAACAUGUACUAGCUCACAAUCAGAUCCAAACCAGUGCUUUUUCCCACAAUAUCUAUUACCAUACAUCCAAACACCCAUAUUUGUCUUGAAUGCAGCAUAUGAUACUUGGCAGUUUCAUAAUAUUUUGGUACCAGGAUCAGCUGAUCCUCAUGGUCAUUGGCAUUAUUGUAAGAUUAACCCAGUUAAGUGCACUUCAGCUCAAUUGGAGAUAUUGCAAGGAUAUAGGGUGGAGAUGCUUAAUGCAUUGGAAGUCUUUGAGGAAUCUAAAACAGGAGGCAUGUUUAUUAAUUCAUGCUUUGCACAUUGUCAAUCAGAGGAUCGAGACACAUGGUUUGCUUCUAACUCACCAAUGGUUAGUAACAAGACCAUUGCAGAGACUGUGGGAGAUUGGUAUUUUGAACGGAGGGCUGCAAAGGAAAUAGAUUGUCCCUAUCCAUGUGAUAAAACGUGUGUCAAUUUAAUUAACAACACUUCAUUACUAAACAUUCAUUGAACAGUCACCAAUAAUCUCUAUUACUCCUUGUCUAAGACAAGGCAGCUAAAUAAUUGUCUGUAUUGACAAAAUCUCAUAACAAUCAAUUAUUUUUUAAUAAUAAUCUAUUUAUUUAAAGAUAGAAGUUUCUUUUAA
Molecule: messenger RNA, 2111 nt
Organism: Cryptomeria japonica (Japanese cedar)
Lineage: Eukaryota; Viridiplantae; Streptophyta; Pinopsida; Cupressales; Cupressaceae
Product: pectin acetylesterase 12
Exons: 12
Coding region: 693-1976 (427 amino acids)
Molecular function (GO): hydrolase activity
Source: RefSeq, a predicted model, not a curated record